Etheostoma cragini (Arkansas darter) is the source of this 1493-nucleotide messenger RNA. RefSeq names its product fatty acid desaturase 6 (gene fads6). The transcript has 6 exons. Gene Ontology annotation, biological process: lipid metabolic process. The record is from RefSeq and is a predicted model, not a curated record. The coding region runs from base 315 to 1478 and encodes 387 amino acids. Gene Ontology annotation, cellular component: membrane. Gene Ontology annotation, molecular function: oxidoreductase activity, acting on paired donors, with oxidation of a pair of donors resulting in the reduction of molecular oxygen to two molecules of water. NCBI's taxonomy places the organism in Eukaryota, Metazoa, Chordata, Actinopteri, Perciformes, Percidae.
UUUUUUAACAUCCUUGGGUCGUGGGAUACCAGAAAUCCACUUCCUCUGGGUUGCAUCAGGAGUCAGCUGACAGGGAGUCGCCCUGUGUGAGACCAGGAGGUAGAAGAGGAGGGUGCUGGGUUAGGGUUAGGGUGCUCGAAGCAGCAGGAAAGGGGGCAGGGCCUCGGACAAGGCUACUCCUCAAUAAGGACUUUCGUAAUGCUCCCUUAACAUGUGGACUGCAUGCUCAGGGUGCAGUGUGUAGUCGGCGUUAAGCACACAGACCGCAUGGGGACUUUGUUUUGACUUUGUUUUGAGCCGGUUUACCAGCUGACAUGCAGACUGUACCGGAGGAGUGGAGGGAAGGACGGGAGCCGAGAGGAGGAGGAGGAGGAGGAGGAGGAGGAGAAGAUGGGAGGACGGGGGACAUGUUAGUCGAGAGGAGAGUGGAUUCGGAGAUGAAGGGAGAGGGGAAGAAGAAGGGGGACAGCGGAGGGGAAGACGUGGAGCAGGAGUCCCUGAUGAUGGAGCUGACGAGGCAGGUGCAGAAGAUCAUGAAGGAGAGCAGCUGGUGGGAGAGGAGGGGGGUCGACUGCACCAUCCUGGCAGCAGCGUUCCUCUGUCUGCCGCCGGCCUUCCUGCUGCUGGGCUCUUCUCCGGUCCUGAGCUUUUCAGCGGGGAUGCUGCUGAUGGGCGUGGCUCACGCCGUCAUCACCUUUAAAGGGGCGCACCUGGCCAGCCACGGGUCGCUGAGCGAGUCGCAGACCUGGGGCAAGUUCUGGGCCGUCUUCUUCAUCGAGAUCUGUGGUUCAUUCUCAGCGCAAGUCGGCGUUCACGGCCACAUUAAGAUGCAUCACGCUCACACUAAUGUCGUUGGCCUGGGCGACUCCAGCGUGUGGAAGGUGCCCUUCCUGCCUCGCUGCGUCUACCUGUUCAUAGCGCCCCUGGCCGUGCCCGUCAUCACGCCGCUCGUUGCACUCGCUCACCUGAAAGGACGCUCUCUCGCUCUCGUGGUCAGGACCGUCGUCAUGGUAACACUGGGUCUGUAUUCCCAGUACUGGCUGCUGAUCCACGUCUCGGGGUUCCUGUCGCCCCUCAGCGCUCUGCUCUGUAUGCUCGUGUGCCGAGCGAUGUUCUCCGUGCCCUACAUCCACGUCAACAUAUUCCAGCACAUCGGCCUCCACAUGUUCUCUCCCAACAACCGACCAAAGAGGAUCUACCAGAUGACCCACGGAGUCCUGAACCUGCCUCGUAACCCCCUUCUGGACUGGAUCUUUGGACACUCGCUCAUCAACUGCCACGUGGAGCACCAUCUCUUCCCCUUUCUGUCUGACAACAUGUGUCUAAAGGUGAAGCCUGUUGUGUCCAAGUACCUGGCUGAAAAGCAGCUUCCGUACCAGGAGGACGGCUACCUGAACCGGCUGCGGUUUUUCUUCCACAAAUACCAGGAGCUGAUGGUGCUGGCCCCCCCGAUCACCGAGCUGGUCGGGGUGCAGUGAUGAAGGAAGCAGUGA